CAUUUAAGAGUCACACACACACACACUGAGGAAUCAGUGAGUUUGUUUUAAAAGAUGAACGCGUGGACAAUGGAGAGGAGGAUGUAUACCUUGACUCUGCUGUCUCUGGUGCUGUCAGGUGUCGGUGCCCUCACCGUGAACAUCCCGAAGAAGUUAUACGAGUUUGCCAGGGGUGACAACAUCACACUGCCCUGCACCUUUACACUCAAAAAUCCCCCCACGGAAAAGACCCUUUACAUCAUCUCAUGGUCGGGCGAGGUUGAGGGCAGCGACACUGAGACCCUGAUCCUCACUUAUUAUUCUCAUCUUGGAAUUACUGACGUCACAAAGCAUAAUGAAGGCCGCGUUUCACUGGAUUUUGAUGUUGCCAAGAGAAAGGCCGACUUGAAAAUUACCUCCAUCACAAAAAGGGACAAUAAGGAGUUUGAGUGUCGCGUCCAGGUUCCAGGCGACGAUGAGGGCAAGCCGUCCGACACCACGCGCCUGGUGGUGCUCGUGGCUCCAUCUACACCCAUCUGUGAGAUCCAGGGAAAGACAGAAUACGGCAAGAACAUCAACCUGACCUGUGUGUCUGAGGAAGGCAUGCCGACACCCAUUUACUCGUGGAAAAGUCAAGAUGUCAGGAACAUGCCUCGCGUGGCCGACCCAAGAACCACCGACAAGGGAGGCGUCCUGUCUCUCUACAACAUCUCCAAAGAUGCAUCGGGAUACUACAUCUGCACCUCGUCAAACAAGAUCCGCUCGGCUACCUGCAACAUCACCCUCUCAGUCAUGCCACCUUCCAUGAACAUUGGCUCGACUGCAGAAAUCAUCGCUGGAGCCGUCGCCGCGUUGGUUUCAUUCAUUCGUUAUCUAUUGCUGCUGCUGCCGGAAGGAGAAGGAUGAGAUCACCAUGGGAGCUCGUGAGGACGAGUACAGCGACAAACAGCCCUGCAAAAAUAAUUCCGAUGUGUCUGGACUGCUGGUCUAGGCACAGAUGGCAAAUAAAAGAGGAUAAUAAUAAUUAAUAAACUUCUGAUAUUACUUCCACUC
Messenger RNA from Pseudoliparis swirei, 1032 nucleotides. RefSeq names its product cell surface A33 antigen-like. Gene Ontology annotation, cellular component: plasma membrane. Lineage: Eukaryota; Metazoa; Chordata; Actinopteri; Perciformes; Liparidae. Bases 55 to 885 code for a protein of 276 amino acids. The transcript is spliced from 7 exons. The record is from RefSeq and is a predicted model, not a curated record.